Molecule: messenger RNA, 467 nt
Organism: Erythranthe guttata (spotted monkey flower)
Lineage: Eukaryota; Viridiplantae; Streptophyta; Magnoliopsida; Lamiales; Phrymaceae
Product: DNA-directed RNA polymerases II, IV and V subunit 12
Biological process (GO): DNA-templated transcription
Cellular component (GO): RNA polymerase II, core complex; RNA polymerase I complex; RNA polymerase III complex
Molecular function (GO): DNA binding; zinc ion binding
Source: RefSeq, a predicted model, not a curated record
UCUCCCACCAGAGGAAGAAAACCUUUAUAAACCCUAAAAUUUCAGAGUCUCUGGUUAUCGAUCGCCGAAAACAAUGGAUCCUCAGCCUGAGCCAGUCAGCUACAUCUGUGGAGAUUGCGGCCAAGAAAACACACUGAAGCAAGGGGAUGUGAUUCAGUGUCGUGAAUGUGGUUAUCGUAUUCUCUACAAGAAACGUACCCGCCGAAUUGUUCAAUAUGAAGCUCGUUGAAGUCAACAUCAAAGUCCCACCAUGUAGCGGUUGUUCGGUAUGAAGCUCGUUUAAGCAGUAUGAAGUAGGUCUCCAUGUAUUAUAACUGCUGCAAAUUGUGUUAUAUAAUGUUCUACUUUUAUACUCGUAACCGUAAUAUGUGAUCGUGUGUUUUCUCGUGUGAGUAGUCUAUGUUCGAACGAGUAAUCUGGAAAAAGAUUUGGUUUUUAAUAUUUGCUACUACUUGCUUGUUAUUUUU